Messenger RNA from Microtus ochrogaster (prairie vole), 6413 nucleotides. It is a transcript of the gene Plxnb3, whose product is annotated as plexin B3. Gene Ontology annotation, cellular component: plasma membrane; semaphorin receptor complex. Gene Ontology annotation, molecular function: semaphorin receptor activity; protein binding. The record is from RefSeq and is a predicted model, not a curated record. Gene Ontology annotation, biological process: regulation of cell shape; negative regulation of cell adhesion; semaphorin-plexin signaling pathway. NCBI's taxonomy places the organism in Eukaryota, Metazoa, Chordata, Mammalia, Rodentia, Cricetidae.
UUGACAAAGCUCCCAGCUGUGGUGGAGCCUGGUCGCCAGGCCCUUGCCCCCUCCUCUGUCUCCUUCCUCCCCCAGGACCAGCGUGAAUGGGACUGUAUCCCUCCCACUCAGGACAAUGACCCCCACAACCAUCUUGUGCCCAUCGCCACUACUCUGAAGCAGCUGAUGUGAGGAGACCCCAUUUCUGCACUCCGUAGUGGUGGUCUCAUGCUGGCUGACUUCCUCCAGGUUCCUGUGAUGGCUCCCUGGCCUCUCUUCACCCUCCACCUUCUGCUGCUGUUCCUGCUGCUGCUGCCCUUAACCAGAGCCCAUCGCUUCUCUGUACCCAACACCAGCUUCAACCACCUGGUGCUGGCACCAGGCCAGGGCACACUCUACGUGGGUGCGGUGAAUCAUCUCUUCCAGCUCAGCCCUGAGCUGAAGAUGGAGGCUGUGGCUGUCACUGGCCCUGUCAUUGACAGUCCUGACUGCGUGCCUUUCCGUGACUUGGCUGAGUGCCCACAGGCCCAGCUCACUGAUAAUGCCAACCAACUCUUGCUGGUGAGCAGCAGGGCCAAAGAGCUGGUGGCUUGUGGGCAAGUGAGGCAAGGUGUAUGUGAGAAGCGGAGCCUUGGGGAUGUGGCUCAGGUGCUGUACCAGGCUGAAGACCCUGGUGAUGGGCAGUUUGUGGCUGCCAAUACCCCCGGAGUAACCACAGUGGGCCUAGUGGUGUCCUUGCCAGGCCAAGACCUCCUGCUGGUAGCCAGGGGCCUGGCAGGCAAGCUGUCAGCCGGGGUACCGCCCCUAACUGUGCGCCAGAUGGCUGGGCCACAGCCUUUCUCCAGCGAAGGUCUGGGACGACUCGUGGUGGGAGACUUCUCAGACUAUAACAAUAGCUAUGUGGGGGCUUUUUCUGAUGCCCACUCUGCCUACUUUGUCUUCCGUCGCCGUGGGGCCCGGGCCCAGGCUGAGUAUCACUCCUAUGUAGCUCGCGUCUGCCUUGGAGAUGUCAACCUUUACUCCUAUGUGGAAGUGCCCCUUGCCUGCCAUGGCCAGGGCCUUAUUCAAGCUGCCUUCCUUUCUCCGGACACAUUGCUAGGUGCAUUUGCAGCAGGCAUAAGUCAGGCACAGUCAGCCCUAUGUGCCUUUCCCUUAGCUGACCUGGACAAGAGUAUGGAACAGGCCAGGCGACUUUGUUAUACCACUGGUGGUCAGGGGCCCAGUGGCAUGGAAGAAGCCACUGUGGAGUAUGGUGUCACAUCCCGCUGCGUUACUCUGCCUCCUGACUCCCCUGAGUCAUAUCCCUGUGGUGAUGAACACACCCCCAGCCCCAUCGCAGGCCAUCAAGCCGUGGAGGCCCAGCCUCUACUGCAGCUGGGCCAGCCCAUCAGUGCAGUGGCUGCUCUCCAGGCAGAUGGGCACACAAUAGCCUUCUUGGGAGACACCCAGGGCCAGCUACAUAAGGUCUUCCUAAACAGUUCGCAAGGCCAGAUAUACCAUUCCCAGCAAGUGGGGUCCCCAGGCUCAGCCAUCAUGCCUGACCUGCUGGUAGACAGUAGUGGAGACCACCUCUAUGUGCUGACUGCCCAGCAGGUGGAUCGGAUUCUUGUGGCAGCCUGUCCUCAAUUCCCCAACUGCUCCACCUGUCUCCAGGCUAAGGACCCACUGUGUGGCUGGUGCAUCCUUCAGGGCAGGUGUACUCGGAGGGGCGAGUGUGGACGGGCAGCCCAGCCAAACCAGUGGCUGUGGAGCUAUGAAGACAACUACUGCCUUCACAUCCAGAGCCUGCUACCAGCCCAGCACCCACGCCAGGAACAGGGCCAGGUCACUCUGUCUGUUCCCCGGCUGCCCACCCUGGCUAUGGAUGAAUACUUCCAUUGUUCUUUUGGGGACUAUGACAGUCUUGCUCAGGUGGAAGGGCCCCAUGUGGUCUGUGUCACCCCUCCUGGAGAUCAGGUGCCACCUAACCCUCCAGGCUCAGAUCAUGUCACCUUGCCUCUGGCCCUGAUGUUUGAGGAUGUGGUUGUAGCUGUCACCACCUUCUCCUUCUAUGACUGCAGUGCUGUCCAGGCCUUGGAAGUGGCUGCCCCGUGUCGUACUUGCGUGGGCAGCCUGUGGCAUUGCCACUGGUGCCCCCAGAGCAGCCGCUGUGUAUAUGGAGAGCACUGCCCAGAGGGUGAGAAGACUGUCUACAGUGCCCAGGAGGUGGACAUCCAGGUUCGUGGCCCAGGGGCUUGUCCCCAGGUUGAGGGCCUAGCAAGUCCUCAGUUGGUGCCCGUGGGCUGGGAGAGCCAUUUAGCCCUGCACAUUCAGAACCUUCACUAUUUUCGAGGUCUGCCUGCCUUAUACUACUGCUGGCUAGAGCUGCCGGGAAAACUGCAGAAGCUACCUGCCUCCCUAGAGGAAAUAUCCAGGGACUCUGGCCUCAUUCAUUGCCAGGCUCAGCAGUUCCACCUGUCUAUGUCCCAGCGGGAGCUCCCAGUGCCCAUCUAUGUAACCAGAGGUGACAUCCAGCGGCUGGACAAUGCCCAUGAUCUUCAUGUGACUCUGUAUGACUGUGCCGUGGGUCACCCUGACUGCAGCCAUUGCCAGGCAGCCAAUGGAAGCCUAAGCUGUCUGUGGUGUGGUGAUGGCCAGCCUUCCUGCCGCUAUGGGCCACUGUGCCCACCAGAUGCUGUGGAACAGCUAUGCCCUACACCCACCAUUGAUGUGAUUGAACCCCUGACUGGUCCCCCAGAAGGUGGCUUGGCUAUUACCAUCCUAGGUUCCAACCUGGGCCAGGCCUUUCAUGAUGUGCAAAAUGCUGUGACUGUGGCUGGCCAGCCCUGCAACCCCGACCCUUCUCUCUACCGCAUCUCUGCUCGGAUUGUGUGUAUAACAUCUCCUGCUCCCAAUGGCACUGCUGGGCCUGUCCAAGUCACCAUUAAGAGUCGUCCUCCUGGAAUCUCAACCCAGUACUUUGUCUACCAGGACCCUGUCCUGUUGAGCCUGAGUCCUCAGUGGGGCCCCCAGUCAGGGGGCACCCAGCUCACCAUCCAUGGGCAGUACCUCCAGACAGGAGGCAACGUCAGUGCCUUUGUGGGUGACCAACCUUGCCUCAUCCAGGAGCCUGUGUGUCCUGAAGCCAUCAUAUGCCACACCAUGCCCCAAGCAGAGCCAGGAGAAGCAGCAGUUCUUGUGGUUUUUGGCCAUGUUGAGCGCAAACUGCUCGCCACCCCAUUUCGAUAUACUGCCAAUCCCCAGCUGGUGGCAGCAGAGCCUAGUGUCAGCUUCCGGGGGGGUGGACGACUGAUUCGAGUCAGGGGUAUAGGCCUAGAUGCUGUGUGGCAGCCCUUGCUGUCUGUGUGGCUGGAGGAUGAGGACCAGGUAAAGGCUUUGGGGGUCCAGGGCCAGGAUGUAAACCCAAGGAGGAGCUGUGGUGCCCCUGCUGCCGAUCCCCAGGCUUGUAUCCAGCUUGAGAGUGGUGUGCUACAGUGCUCUACCCUGUGCUCUGUCAACUCAUCUAGCCUCCUCCUGUGCCACAGUCCAGCGGUGCCAGAGGGGGCCCUCCCAAAGAGGGUCUUCUUUGCCCUAGACAACAUGCAAGUAGACUUUGCCAGUGCUAGUGGGGGCCAGGGGUUUCUGUACCAGCCUAACCCUCGCCUGGUUCCACUCAGUCAUGACGGACUCACUCACCCCUACCGCCUCAAGCCAGGCCACAUCUUGGAUGUGGAGGGCGAGGGCCUCAACCUGGGGAUCAGCAAGGAGGAGGUGCGGGUGCACAUUGGGGAUGGAGAGUGCCUGGUGAAGACGCUGACACUUACUCACUUGUACUGUGAGCCACCCCACCUCGCCCCUCAGCCGACCAAUGGUUCAGGCACCCUGCCGCAGUUUGUGGUACAGAUGGGCAAUGUGCGCCUGGCUCUGGGCCCUGUCCAGUAUGAAGUAGAGCCCACGAUGUCCACCUUCCCUGUGGAGGCCCAGGUGGGCCUGAGUCUGGGUGCUACUGUGCUGAUUGCCGCAGUGCUCCUCCUCACACUCAUGUACAGGCACAAGAGCAAGCAGGCCCUGAGAGACUAUCAGAAGGUGCUGGUGCAGCUGGAGAACCUGGAAACUGGUGUGGGUGACCAGUGUCGCAAGGAGUUCACAGACCUGAUGACUGAGAUGACAGACCUCACCAGUGACCUAGAGGCCAGUGGGAUACCCUUUCUGGAUUACCGGACAUAUGCUGAGCGUGCCUUCUUCCCUGGUCAUGGAGGCUGCCCACUGCAGCCGGGGCUUGAAGGGCCCGGGGAAGAGGGUUGCCGUGCCACCGUGUGCCAGGGCCUCACACAGCUCUCCAAUUUGCUCAACAGCAAGCUCUUCCUUCUCACACUCAUCCACACUCUGGAGGAGCAGCCAAGCUUCUCCCAGAGAGAUCGCUGCCAUGUGGCUUCACUGCUGUCCCUGGCUCUGCACAGCAAGCUUGAGUACUUGACCGACAUCAUGAGAACUCUGCUUUGUGACCUAGCAGCCCAUUAUGUACACAAGAACCCCAAGCUCAUGUUACGCAGGACGGAGACAAUGGUAGAGAAGCUGCUCACCAACUGGCUAUCCAUCUGUCUCUAUGCCUUCUUAAAGGAAGUGGCUGGUGAGCCACUGUACAUGCUCUUCCGAGCCAUCAAGUACCAGGUGGACAAGGGCCCUGUGGACGCUGUGACAGGCAAAGCAAAACGGACUCUGAAUGACAGCCACCUGCUACGAGAGGAUGUGGAGUUCCGGCCUUUGACCCUUAUGGCACUAGUGGGACCUGGGACUUGUGGAGCAGCAGAGAGCAGCGAGGUGCAGCGAAUGCCAGCCCGGGUGCUUGACACAGACACCAUAACCCAAGUCAAGGAGAAGAUGUUAGAUCAAGUCUACAAGGGAACCCCCUUCUCCCAGAGGCCUUCGGUGCACUCCCUAGACCUUGAGUGGCGCUCAGGACUAGCUGGUCACCUAACCCUGUCGGAUGAGGACUUGACCUCUGUGACUCAAAACCACUGGAAGAGACUAAACACCCUGCAACACUACAAGGUCCCAGAUGGAGCAACAGUGGUGCUCAUUCCUCAGCUGCACAAUGGUGGUACUAUUUCCCAGAGACUGGGCCAGACGGGCUGCCCCUCUGGAGAGAACACCCCCAUGCUGGAAGAUGGUGAGGAGGGUGGAGUUCGGCUCUGGCACCUGGUGAAAGCCACUGAGGAGCCAGAAGGGGCCAAAGUGCGGCACAGCAGCCUCCGGGAACAAGAACGAGACCGAGAACGGGCACGAGCCAAGGCCAUUCCAGAAAUUUAUCUCACCCGUUUACUUUCAAUGAAGGGAACCUUGCAGAAAUUUGUGGAUGACACCUUCCAGGCCAUUCUUAGUGUGAACCGGCCUGUGCCUAUUGCUGUUAAGUACCUAUUUGACUUCCUGGAUGAGCUGGCAGAGAAACAUGGCAUAGAAGAUUCAGAGACCCUGCAUAUUUGGAAGACAAACAGCCUACUGCUGCGAUUCUGGGUGAAUGCCUUGAAGAACCCCCAGCUCAUUUUUGAUGUGCGGGUGUCAGACAACGAGGAUGCCAUCUUGGCUGUCAUUGCACAGACCUUCAUCGACUCCUGCAUGGUCUCGGAGCAUAAAGUGGGCCGGGAUUCCCCAGUGAACAAACUCCUCUAUGCCCGGGAGAUCCCUCGCUACAAGCAGAUGGUGGAGAAGUACUAUGCAGACAUUCAUCAGAGCUCUCCAGCAAGCUAUCAGGAGAUGAAUUCAGCUCUGGCUGAACUCUCUGGGAACUACACCUCUGCUCCCCACUGUCUGGAGGCUCUUCGAGAACUUUACAACCACAUCCACAGGUAUUAUGACCAGAUUAUCAGUGCCCUGGAGGAGGACCCCAUGGCCCAGAAGAUGCAGCUGGCUUGCCGCCUGCAGCAAAUCGCUGCCCUGGUGGAGAACAAAGUGACUGACCUGUGAAUGAGGGCCACAGUGGUCACCCGAGACCUGCCAGCUUAUAGAACAGUGAGCAGGAUCCACCAACAAAGUGCUGUAUGACCCUGACCAAGCAGUGACUGAGGAGGGGUCAGCAAGACUAUAUGGAGUGCCUCCUGCCGCGCACCUGGCUUCUUUCUAAUUUAUAAUUAUCUCUGCUCUCUUUCCCUCUGUAUUUAAUUGCUUGCUGGAAAAAUCACAUCUGGAAAUAAAAUAGAAACACAUCUUUAAAAGAAAAACAAAAACAGUUCCAAUCUGCCACCCCUGCCUUUUCCUGCCAAGUGUGAACUCUCAGUACCCCCUGGGCUGAGGUGAGAGGGAUGAGCGAGGGUUGUGGGAGAACCACCAUAUCCCCACUUUCUAGAUCUAGGAUGCUACUUCUCCCAAUAGCAGGGUUUACUCCCCAGACACACCCAGGCUCUGCAAGGGCUUCUCUACAAGCCUUUCUUCUAUUCACUUUUGCCCUUGGUGCGAUG